AUGGUUUAUUCGAUUAUUUACAUAUUGUUCAGGUUUGACUACGCAAUCGAUCCGGAACAACUGAACUACCUGAAACUGUUGAGCAAUCAGGCAUCUCAAAAAGUGAUCCUCAGAUGUGAAGGCAAUUCCGAAACCCGGCUUCAGAGUCUUUUGGCUGAUGAUGAUACCAUUCUGGCCCGAAAUGGUUCACGUAGGCGUUUCCUGGUGCGAAAAGAUGACUGCGGAUCAGCAACCAGUGGUGAGACAGUCGCAUUCAUCAGCGGACGUCCCAGCCUCUUACCCAUCCGGGAUGUUCAAGUGCAGCUGCGACCAGAAAGCCGGUUCCAUGUUCAACUAGGUGAAGCAUGUUUCUCACAAUAA
This is a messenger RNA of Echinostoma caproni, 360 nucleotides long. The record is from the annotation of a GenBank genome assembly. Lineage: Eukaryota; Metazoa; Platyhelminthes; Trematoda; Plagiorchiida; Echinostomatidae.